AUGGGUAUCUAUAAGCGCAAGAUCACGGUUGAGGACAAUGCUAUCACUUCGGCUGUUCAUCUAACCUUGCGGCAGUCUUUGCUUCCAAACGCAUUGGUUAUGAUUCUUUUCUUCUUAUGGGGCUUUGCAUACGGAUUACUGGAUGUGCUGAACUCGCAUUUCCAAACUACCCUCAAUAUUACAGCUAGCAAGUCUAGUGGCUUGCAGGCUUCAUACUUUGGCGCCUACUUUAUCUGUCCGUUGACCAUUUCCGGCUGGAUUGCCCGCAAGUAUGGAUUCAGGGUCACCUUCAUGACAGGUCUCGCAGUGCUUGCCGUUGGAUGUCUUCUCUUCUGGCCCAGCGGCGUAAAAAAGUCAUUUGGUGGAUUCUGUGGUAGCAUGUUUGUCGUCGGAGCCGGUUUGUCUACGCUAGAAACCGCAGCCGAUCCCUUCCUUUCGAUCUGCGGACCUCCGAAAUACAGCGAGAUCCGUCUGAACUUGGGACAAGCUGUUCAGGGCGUGGGAACUUUUGUCGCACCUCUACUCGCCUCUCGGGUUUUCUUUGCCAACACUGUGGACGACAACGCCGGACUGAAGAAUGUCCAAUGGACAUAUCUUGGAGUUGCCUGCUUCGUUUCUCUGUUGAUCAUCCUCUUUUGGCUGGCGCCCUUCCCUGAGAUCACGGAUGCUGACCAGGAAGCAUUGGAGGGACAAAUAUCCGAGCAUGGCGAGAACACUGGCCCAUUCAAGAAACAGUACAACCUGUUCUUUGGUGUGUGGAGUCAGUUCUGCUAUGUCGGAGCCCAGGUAGCCGUCGCUGGUUAUUUUAUCAACUUCUGUAAAGAGGCUGGCAAGUCAUCUGCAGAAUCGUCCGACUUGCUUGCCAUUGCUCAGGGUCUCUAUGCCUUCAACCGUUUUGUGGCCACUGGCUUGAUGAUGAUGAAAAGUUUCAAGCCAAGAUACAUGCUGACGGUAUAUAUGGCUCUUUGUGUUGUUUUCUCAAUUGCUGCUAUGACUACAAAGGGUUAUUCAUCAGUGGCAAUGAUCAUUCUUGUUCUGUGCUUCGAGUCUUGCUGCUUUGCUACAAUCUUUUCUCUUGCCCUCCGUGGUCUUGGGCGUCACACCAAGCGUGGUGGUUCUCUGCUUGUCGCUGCCAUCUCUGGCGGCAUGGUGUUCCCUCCCAUGAUGGGAGCUAUUGUGACAAACAAAAACGCUCAUAUUGCUAUGGCAAUCCCCAUGAUGGGUUAUAUUCUCGCUAUGAUCUUCCCAAUCUAUGUCAACAUCUACAAGAAGGAUGUCAUGGAUAGUCAUCGGAACACCGAGCUCAAUGUGACGAUCCCAGUUGGUAAGGAUGUAGAGCUCGAGGCGCAGAAGAAGCCUACUGCCGCAACAAUUGAGGCGGUUGAAGAUGAGACUUGA
Molecule: messenger RNA, 1398 nt
Organism: Penicillium arizonense
Lineage: Eukaryota; Fungi; Ascomycota; Eurotiomycetes; Eurotiales; Aspergillaceae
Exons: 7
Coding region: 1-1398 (465 amino acids)
Biological process (GO): transmembrane transport
Molecular function (GO): transmembrane transporter activity
Source: RefSeq, a predicted model, not a curated record